This is a messenger RNA of Nyctereutes procyonoides (raccoon dog), 962 nucleotides long. It is a transcript of the gene COQ7, whose product is annotated as coenzyme Q7, hydroxylase. The transcript is spliced from 6 exons. Gene Ontology annotation, biological process: determination of adult lifespan; regulation of gene expression; ubiquinone biosynthetic process. Gene Ontology annotation, molecular function: 3-demethoxyubiquinol 3-hydroxylase activity. Bases 298 to 837 code for a protein of 179 amino acids. Lineage: Eukaryota; Metazoa; Chordata; Mammalia; Carnivora; Canidae. The record is from RefSeq and is a predicted model, not a curated record. Gene Ontology annotation, cellular component: nucleus; mitochondrial inner membrane.
AAGAUGUAUGACAAUGCAGGCAAAACUCAGAGGAUUGUUAAACGUGACUUUCAACGUUCUAUUGUUGAGCCAUUGAGCGUAACAGAAUAAGAGUCCUUGUUUUUCAUUUAUAAAGUUACUUUGCUUCCUGUAUCUCAUUUUAUCGUUAUAAUUCAGUAAGAAAGGUGUUACUAUUGUAUGUCUCCUUAGGAAGGAAAUAACCUGAUGAUUAUUGCCAAUUUUAUAUAUAAGAAAUGGUGAUUCUGAUUUGUCCAAGCGUAUGGAAGAAGAAUUGGUGUCAGGUUUUACAGUUCAGGAAUGACCUUAGACAAUGUCAAUCGGGCAGUUGUGGAUCGAAUAAUCCGGGUGGAUCAUGCAGGUGAAUAUGGAGCAAACCGAAUCUAUGCAGGACAGAUGGCUGUCCUGGGUCGGACAAGUGUCGGGCCAGUCAUUCAGAAAAUGUGGGAUCAAGAAAAGGACCACUUGAAAAAGUUCAACGAGUUGAUGGUUGCAUUCAGGGUGCGGCCGACGAUUCUGAUGCCCUUUUGGAACGUGGUAGGGUUUGCACUGGGUGCAGGAACUGCCCUGCUUGGGAAAGAGGGAGCAAUGGCCUGCACUGUGGCUGUGGAAGAGUCCAUAGCACAUCACUAUAACAACCAGAUCAGGACGCUGAUGGAGAAGGAUCCUGAAAAAUACGAGGAGCUUCUUCAGGUGAUAAGGAAAUUUCGGGAUGAAGAGCUAGAGCACCAUGACAUAGGCCUUGAACAUGACGCACAACUGGCUCCAGGAUACACCAUUUUGAAGAACCUUAUCCAGGCCGGAUGCAGCAUGGCGAUAUAUUUAUCAGAAAGAUUUUAAAGUAUGUCCAUUUUUCCCUGUCUACAAAAGAUGACAGUGAUUUAACAAGUGGCACUGGCAGAAAAGGAAAUGUGCAAUUAUUGUUAUAUGAAACUUGUUAAUAAACUGCAGGAGCUUUUUUUUUU